UUCGUCUCAGCGUGGUUUCCCAAGCGGCAGCCUCGCUCGCCGACUGGCAUCGUCUACAGUCGAACGAGCUCGCCACUGGACGACGGACGUCGCGGCGUCGUCGGCGUCGGCCUCUGGGUUUCAUAAUCAAGGAAAAUGCGCUCUAUAGUUGCUUUCGUCCUCGCGUUCGUGUCAGUGGUCACCGGCUGCACCUUCUGCGACAGACAGUUGCAGCUCAGGCAACUUCAACAAUUGUCCCAGCAACAACAACAACAACAACAACAACAACAACUAGGGUACAAGACGAUGGGUAGUCCGAGACCAUUUGGGGCUGAGAAACCUACCAGGGCGCAGGAAUUUAAUAGGACCGGCGUUCUGCAUCCCGAGUACCAGAUACCUGCUACCCUUCGGCCUGGCAAUGUGUCUCAGUUCUAUUAUCUGAGUCCACGGGAAGGUCCACCUCUUACCUUACUAGUCAGUCCAUGUAGCGGACCCAUAUCAUGGACAGUCAGUUACGUCGAACCACCCGAAAACACUGAAGAAACGGAAGGAGCAAACUCUCAAUCGCGAUGGCCAGUGAAAAGUUUGAAGCCAGGUUCUCCCCUCUUUACCUACAAAGGAGCAGAGGACCAGAAUUUCACCAUAUCAAAAACAAGAGCUGGUUUAUAUUGGUUCGAAAUUAAAUCUAUGGAUCCGCCAGAUGCGAAUCUACAAAAAUUAACACCUAGCACAGUACUCUUGUAUGCAACGUCAAGUGGACUACGACAUAUUCCGGAAUUGUAUGCUAAUGAAAGAGAAAAUCGUCAUCAUUCAUUAAGAUUUCAGCAACGAAGGAGCAAAAGACGGCUUACCAUAUCUUGGAAUAAAAGCAACAUAGAUCCCCAUCUCUCUCAUUAUUGUUUAGCAGUGACAUCAGGAUCUCAAGCACACCCUUUAACGCUUUGCGCAGCGCAAAACUUAUUACGUGUCCAUCCUUAUCCAAGUAAAGGAAGCUCUUCGAAGGAACAGCAACAUCGUGGUAUUCCGGAAGGACUUCAUUGCGUGCGUCAAACGAAAUUGACGCUUCACAGGAUGAAGUAUGAUACCACGUACAAUUUCACUUUAUACGUGGUGAAUACCCGAAAUAAUGUUUCGAAUCGGAUAGCAACCGAUGCUUUAAGAUUCCGAAGAACCCCAGAACUGAUGCUACGUACUGGAAGGUACACUACUGCAAAUUUACGAAAAACUGAUGGAUUCAUCAACUUCCGGUAUCGUCCUCCAGGAAAUGCCUCGAGUAUCUUCCAUAUUCUACCCUGUGGUGGUGGCAUCGUUAAAGCGAAAUUAAGUGGGCCAGGAAUUUUGAGGGAAAAAGAGGUUGUAGGAUAUGCAUCAUUAAGGGUACCACCUUUAACUUCGGGGAAGACAUACACAUUACGGAUAUCCGCUACACCACAGGAAUUAGUACGGGUAUCCGCCAUAAAAGUACUAGCCACCCAAGAAUCGUCCACCAUAUACCCUCAGAUACCAUCCAGAAGUGCACCCCACGAGUAUCGUUCUCUAAGAACUUGCCACGAAGUAACGGUAGGAGUAGAAUCGGCAGGUGCAGCAAAAUAUUGCAUCCUAGUACGAGAAUUAAAAAGUUCAUCAUCAUUAUCCAGCAUAACAACAAUACCAGACCAAUGUGGUCUUCAUCGUCGACGUCGUUCCGAAUAUACCUUCGAAGUAUGCGAAGAGAAACAAAGCCCUCCUAAGGAUAGGGCACUUCCUUUCACCCUGAAGAGACUGCAACCAGGAAAGACUUAUCUUCUACAAAUCACGGCUCAAUUGAAGGGUCAAUCUUUAUCCUAUCCACUGUUAGUUGUACGUACACGACGUUCCUGUAUACCUUGAUACUAACGAAAUAGAAAUUACCAAUGACAAUUAUUAACCCUGCUGUCCUCUUUCUUCGUCAUUGGAGUAAUUAGGAUUUCUUUCGGGGUCCCUUAGAAAUUUUGUAAUUUUGGAAGGCAGAAAAUUUGGAAACCCUAAACUUUGGAAUUUUGGAAUUUAAAAAGUCUAACAUUCUGAAAUUUUUGAACUGAAAUUCCAAAUAAUUCAAUUUGAUAAAGUAAUGUCUAUUUUUUUCUAAAAUUCAAAAUUCUUUCAACUACAAAAAGACAUUCUUUUCGAGGCUAAAUCUAGUCCAGAUUCACUCCAUAAUGUUUACAUUUUGGAAUUUGCAUUUUUUUUUCUCUCUAGUUUAAGAUACCUUUCUACAAUUUUUCUCUGUAAAAAUAUUAAUCAAUAUAGGUACCAAUUACACUUGCACUGUAAAUACAUAUACAAUUUAUUAGGCUGUUGCAUCACAAAUGGCAGAAUUCUGCUAGAACAUUAGGAUAUAAAAGUAUCACAAUGGCUACCAUGCAGAGCAGCCAUGCAAAGUUUAUGUACAGUCCUUUUGUAACUUUUUUAAAAUUGAACCAAACGAGUUUAUUUGAAUUUACAAAAAAUAUUUUUUCACUGUUCAUUACAUCGCGUUUUAAAGGAUGUAUAUUACAAAUAAAGAUUAAAGUACUUAGUCUUUAGUAACUUAAUAAUUAAUAAACUUUAAUGAUUUAUUUAAUUCUUUUUUUUAUUGUUGACAAAUUCUCGUGCCAAUAUUCAAAGAAGUUAUAAAAUCAUAAUUUAAAGGCACCGAAUUAAUUUGUUACACCUCAUACACCAUAAAGAUAGUCAUGGCCAUAAAAGGUCAUACUUAUUAGGAGUAUUUUAAUUCAGUCUUGAUUAACGACCUAAGUUUAUUACCAGCUGAAUCUUCUGGUUCAUAUUGCAACAAAGAUAAUGCUUCUUCUAAAAGACCUUUUUUAUCUUCUCCUGGACAAACGGAUAAUUCUCUUAAGGCAACUGCCGUGUACAAUGCCACUCUUGCACCAUAAGGAUCCAAUAAUUUGGUAACUUCUAUAAUACGUUUACACAAUUCAGUUUUCCUUGGAUCAUUUGCAGGCAGUAGUUGAAUCAGUGAAUGACCAACGGUGAUACACUGUUGAUGUCCUGGAUGCAACAAGGUUGUGAGCCUGAAACAGAAAAAAAAUGAAUCAAUUACGGUUUAAAAAAAUUAAGUUGCUUUAAGGUAACUCUGUACUUGAUUAAUCAACAAGAAUAAUCAAAAGUUGUAAUAUUUAAGGUAUCCUAAUGUAUAUAUCAUAACAAUUUGUAAACUAAUUACUUUUUGUAUAAAUAAAGGAAUUAUUAAUGAUGUUCUAUAAAAUAUAGAGGUAAUUAAGAAUAAAUUACUAAAGGCAGAAAGAUCAAUUUUCGUAUAUUAAAUAAACUGCCUUUUUUUAAUCAAUCAGUGGCGACACGUGUUUAUGGUGGUCUUUUUAAAAAAUACACUAAAUUUUUACAAAAUUGUACUUCUCUAAUCAUCUCACCUGGAAUAAAGAUCGAUUAAUGUA
Osmia lignaria (orchard mason bee) is the source of this 3392-nucleotide messenger RNA. RefSeq names its product neuron derived neurotrophic factor nord (gene nord). NCBI's taxonomy places the organism in Eukaryota, Metazoa, Arthropoda, Insecta, Hymenoptera, Megachilidae. The record is from RefSeq and is a predicted model, not a curated record.